AUGCCAGCCGCUAGUGAAGAACUUGCCGUCAAGACUGCGGUCAAGAGGAAGCACCAGGAAAAAGGGAACCACAUCACGAAGCGGAGGAAAUCGGCAGCCAGCGACAGCGAUGAGUUCCCAACGAAGAUCGAGAAGCUCGAAGCCGAAAUUCAUGAGUCCAAGAAGUAUUACAACAACAUUGUGACCCUAAUCGAACUCGCACAAGAACACGAUGAGGAUGCAAAAGCUCGUCUGACCGCCUCGGAAGCACUGUGUCGCGUUUUUAUUCGGCUUCUGGCUGCCGGUAACCUGACCAAGAAAAAGGAUGCGUCGGAAAAGGAGGCCACGGUGAGGAGCUGGCUCAGGGACCGCCUGGCAGACUACAAGGGAGCUCUGUUAUCCAUGUUCCGAAGCGAGAAGUUGGCACUCAACGCCCUGAUGCUGUCCCUGGCCUUGCUCAAAGCGGAAGCCCAGCAUCUCAGCGGCUCGGACGAGGCAGUCUUUCCGCGGUAUUUCUUCUCGGACAUCAUUGCCGGUCUCCUCGAAUCUCCAGCUGAGCAGUUGCGCGAACAUUUCUCUGAGAAGUUCGUUGACGAAUACGACGACAUCCGUUUCUACACGUUCGACGCCAUCAAGGACUACCUGAUGGAUCACGAAACUGUUGACGAAGAUGUCCGGGAUACGAUUUUCGAGAUGCUGAUCAGUAUGGAAGACGUUCCAGAGUCCAGCGAAGCCUUGGAAAACUUCUACAUCGAGCCGCCUCAGAAGAAGAAACACCCGCUUCGCUCCUUGUCGCAGCACAAGAAGCAAGCCCAGGAGGCCUGGCUGGCGCUGAUGCAACUGGGCUUAAGCAAGGAACAGAGGAAAAAGGUCUUGGAGGCCAUGGCAACCUCGAUCGCCCCCUGGUUCACUAAGCCUGAGCUGCUCAUGGAUUUCUUGACGGAUUGCUAUAACUCUGGCGGUUCCAUAUCGCUUCUGGCUCUUUCGGGCGUUUUUUAUUUGAUUCAAGAACGCAACCUCGACUACCCUGAGUUCUACACCAAGCUCUAUUCAUUACUGGAUGCGGAUAUCCUGCACUCCAAGUACCGGUCUCGUUUCUUCCGCCUCCUCGAUACCUUCCUCACGUCAUCUCAUUUGCCUGCUGUGUUGGUAGCGAGCUUCAUCAAACGCCUGGCCCGCUUAGCACUCAAUGCGCCGCCGAGCGCUAUUGUGGUGAUCGUGCCGUGGUUCUACAAUCUCUUCAAGAAACAUCCGCUCACAACCUUCAUGAUGCACCGUGUGCCGCGGACACCAGAGGAGAAGGAUUUGCUAGAGAGGGAGGGUUUGGAGGAUCCGUUCCUACCGGAUGAGAAGGACCCAUUGGAGACACAAGCCAUCGACAGCUGUCUGUGGGAAAUUGUCCAGCUGCAAUCACACUAUCACCCCAACGUGGCUACGAUUGCCAAGAUCAUCUCGGAGCAGUUCACCAAGCAGGCUUACAAUCUGGAGGACUUCCUGGAUCACUCCUACGGCAGCCUGCUUGAAGCCGAAAUCUCCAAGGAAGUUAAGAAGCCGCCAGUCGUGGAGUAUAUGAUUCCUAAGAGGAUAUUCACCAAGGCCGGCCCAGAAGCGGAGAAGGAUAGUUUACUUGCAAGUCUUUGGGACUUUGCGUCGUCAUAA
This is a messenger RNA of Chaetomium strumarium, 1638 nucleotides long. Its product is annotated as CBF/Mak21 family-domain-containing protein. Lineage: Eukaryota; Fungi; Ascomycota; Sordariomycetes; Sordariales; Chaetomiaceae. The transcript has 3 exons. Gene Ontology annotation, cellular component: small-subunit processome; nucleolus; Noc4p-Nop14p complex. Gene Ontology annotation, biological process: ribosome biogenesis. Bases 1 to 1638 code for a protein of 545 amino acids. The record is from RefSeq and is a predicted model, not a curated record.